Grosmannia clavigera kw1407 is the source of this 1887-nucleotide messenger RNA. Its product is annotated as tubulin-specific chaperone. The record is from RefSeq and is a predicted model, not a curated record. Bases 1 to 1887 code for a protein of 628 amino acids. NCBI's taxonomy places the organism in Eukaryota, Fungi, Ascomycota, Sordariomycetes, Ophiostomatales, Ophiostomataceae. The transcript is spliced from 2 exons.
AUGGCCACGCCUUCCGUCGGCCAGCGACUCUCCUACGACGGCGCCAUCUGCACGGUGCGCUAUGUUGGCCCCGUCGCCGGCACCUCUGGUGGCCUUUGGCUGGGAGUCGAAUGGGACGACCCCAGCCGUGGCAAACAUGACGGCGUGCACAAGGGUGUGCGCUACUUUUCUUGUCAGCUGCGCCAGGUGGCCGGCGGUGGCGGCGGCGCGGCAGCCACGGCCUCGUACACGGCUGCAUCGACAGCAGCGUCGUUUGUGCGGCCAACGCGGCCAGCCGAUCGGACCCGAACCUUUCUCGAGGCCGUUCGGGACAAGUACGCGUCGACCGAGGCUCCGUCCACAACGUCGUACCGCUUCUCCGGCAAGGUCGCCGAGGAGGUCGGCUUCGAAAAGGUGCGGCGCCAGAUGGCCCAGCUCGAGAGCCUGCGCGUCGUCAUCCUUGACAGCAUGUGUCUCGAUCGAGCCGGUGACGAUGACAGAGAAGACCAGCCAUCCAUACGCGAGACCUGUCCCUGCAUCGCCGAGCUCGAUCUCGGCCGCAACCUCUUCACGUCCGUCCGUGCCGUGGCCGACAUCUGCCGCCAGCUGCCCGACCUCCGAAGCCUUCGCCUCAACAACAACCGGUUCCGGGUCGACGACGACAGCCUCGCUGGCACCGUCAAUGCCGUGCGCGAGCUGUCGGUUGAGGAGACGCUGCUGCCGUGGCUCGACAUCAGCCGUCUGACCGCCUGCUUCCCGGCGCUUGUCUCGCUCAAGGCUGGUGCCAACCAGCUGUCCACACUGCCGCUGUCCAUCUCGGCCCCAUCGCUGCCACUCACGCUGACCACGCUGAGCCUUGAGUUCAACGGCUUCACCGCCCUGGCUGACCUCGCCAGCCUCGCCGGCCUGCCUGUCUUGCACAACCUGCAUCUCAAGGGCAACAGCAUCGCCACCGUGCAGUCAACAACGUCCGAGAACAAAAACGCCAGCCUCUCCUUCUCGCCCAGCAUUCACUACGUUGAUCUCGCCUACAAUCGUGUCGCCUCCUGGGACUUUGUCGACGACCUGGCCGACGUCUUCCCCGGCCUCUCAUCCCUCCGGCUGGCCCACAACCCCGUCUAUGACAAUCCGGCCCUAGACGACAGCACGGCCGCUUCCGACAGCUCCGGCAAGAGUAGCCGCAUCACUUCAGCUACAGCCUCCGCCGAGGAGGCUUACAUGAUCACUGUCGCUCGUCUAGCCGGUCUGCGUACCCUCAACUUCAGCACUGUCACGCCAACAGACCGCGCCAACGCUGAGAUGUUCUACCUCUCGCGCAUCGCUCGUCAGAUGGCCGCCGUGCCUGAAGGCCCCGCCGAGACUGCCGUCGUAGGCCGUCACCGUCGCUUCUCCGAUCUGUGCGCCCUGUACGGCGAGCCGGCCGUUAUUCGCCGCGCCGACGUCAACCCGGCCUUUCUCGAGGCACGCCUCGUCACCGUGCUCUUCUCCCUGGCAGCGGAUCCUCUACAGCAGCAGCUAUCUGUGCAGAUCCCCCGCUCGUUUGACAUGUAUGCCGUCAAGGGCAUCGUCGGCCGCCUCUUUGGCACGCCUCCACAGAAAAUGCGGCUCGUCUGGGAGACAGGCGAGUGGGAUCCGGUCACCGGGAUCGACGACGACGAAGCUGACGGGGAGGCUGGCGAGGACGAGAUUGACGCAGAGGCAGCAGAGCUCGAGGCAGAGCGAGCCAAAGCCGCUGCAGAGGCAGAAAUGGCAGAAAGCGGCACACCUGACGCAACCGACACCGGCCAUCACCACGGAAACAAAACGGGCCGAUGGAUUAAGCGAGAAGUCGAGCUCAAAGACAGCCCGCGCCAGUUUGGCUUCUGUGUCGAAGGCGUCCAGGCCAGGAUCCGCGUGGAGGUCCGCUAA